CAUUCAGUUAACAGAUCUAUAUUUUUGGCAAAAGAAAGAGAAUAAGUUCAGCGAAAUAAAAAAUAAACAUUGCACUUUUUGCAAACUAUUGAAAGCAAUUGUUUGAUAAAGAUCAUACCAUAAAAUCAUUUGCGAACAUAUUAUCUAAUUCUACACAAUAUGGAGCAAAUGGAAAUUGAUGGAGAAGGCACGGGAAAUAAAGGAGGAAAUGCCGGCCCAACCGCCUCUAAUGUUAUGGCCGAUCCAAGCACCAUUCCUUCGGUCACUAUUUCUUUGCAUCCUUUGGUUAUAAUGAACAUUUCGGAACACUGGACCCGCAUAAGAGCACAAGUAGGUGAGGUUAGUCAGGUUUAUGGUGCAUUGAUUGGAAAACAGAAGGGGCGAAAUAUUGAGGUGAUGAAUUCUUUUGAAUUGAAGACAGAUGUUGUGGGAGGUGAUGUCUUCAUCAACUGUGAUUAUUAUAUGACAAAAGAGACUCAAUACAAACAGGUUUUCAGUGAAAUGGAUUUUAUUGGCUGGUACACAACUGGAGAAACUCCCACCGAAAAAGAGCUGGCUAUUCAUAAGCAAAUUUCAGAAAUAAACGAAUGUCCCAUUAUGCUGCAACUCAAUCCCUUGUCACGAAAUGUAGAUCAACUUCCGCUCAAACUCUACGAAUCCGUUAUUGAUAUUGUUCGCAGUGAAGCGACCAUGCUUCUUGUGCCUCUUACCUACACCUUGGCCACAGAAGAGGCCGAACGUAUCGGCGUUGAUCAUGUGGCCCGCAUGUCCACAAAUGAUACUGGAGAAAAAUCUUUUGUUGCUGAGCAUUUGGUAGCCCAAGAGAGUGCCAUAAAAAUGCUAAAGACUCGCAUCAAACUAGUUUUGAAAUACAUUAAUGAUGUUGAGGCCGGAAAGUUAUCGGCGAACCAAGAAAUACUGCGAGAAGUUUAUGCCCUCAGUCAUAGGCUUCCCGUGAUGCAGGGUAACGCAUUCAAAGAAGAAUUCUAUACACAAUGCAAUGAUGUUGGCCUUAUUAGUUAUCUCGGUUCGAUGACAAAAGGUUGCAAUGAUAUGAAUCAUUUUGUUAAUAAAUUUAACAUACUAUAUGAUCGCCAAGGCUCUGGUCGACGUUUGCGUGGAUUAUAUUACUAAAUACAAAUUGGAAUGGCAAUGAAAACUUUAUAAAUGUAUUUAUUUAAUAAAUCUCUAAAUAUGUAUGUACAUAAA
Molecule: messenger RNA, 1209 nt
Organism: Stomoxys calcitrans (stable fly)
Lineage: Eukaryota; Metazoa; Arthropoda; Insecta; Diptera; Muscidae
Gene: CSN6
Product: COP9 signalosome complex subunit 6
Exons: 2
Coding region: 160-1134 (324 amino acids)
Biological process (GO): protein deneddylation
Cellular component (GO): COP9 signalosome
Molecular function (GO): protein binding; metallopeptidase activity
Source: RefSeq, a predicted model, not a curated record